CUAAACUGUCUUCCUAAUGGCUACUCCAAUUCCUGAUUCUGUUGCAAUUUCUGGAAAUCCACUUGUAAAUUAUAUGAGUGAACAGAAAAGCGUUAGUUUGGCAUAUGUAAAAUAUUUCUCAAAGAAAAAAGAUGCUGUUAGUGCUUCGUUUAAAGCACUCAAUUCAAAGGGAUUUACAAUAAUUUAUAAAACAUCUGAUAACUCAGAAUAUGAAGUUUUUAUUGAAUACAAUACUCCAGUGACUAAAAUAGAAGAUGUCCCGCCUAUUCUGGAAUCCAUGGCAAUAGAAGCAGAGACUGCACUAGGAAUGGUAUAAUCCUGACUUUUUGAAAAGAAAAAAGAAAAAACUGAUCAAGUGAAUUGAGUAGCCUGUGACAAUGACAAGACUACCACCCUUAGAGGCAAUCCAAGAAGCAGCUAAGCAAGGCCCUCCGAGUACUUCCCAUGACGCUCAAAAGCCAAAAGGUGGAAAAAGAAUAAGGACAAACGAUGUAUCACUCGCGCCUGUUGAAGAAGAUGUAUUUUACUCUGCAGAUUUUCAUUGGCAGAUACUAAUUAUUCUUGGCCUUGGAGCAAAUGCAUUACUAGCCUAUGCUUCAGAUGAAUUCUUGCUGAAUAAUUUCCCUCUGUUUAUGUACAAAUUGCGUGAAUUUUUGACAGCUUCAUUGAUUAAAAAGAUUUUCCAAGGGGCAAUCAUAUGCCAUUUAGCAGAAGGCUU
This is a messenger RNA of Rhizopus microsporus ATCC 52813, 718 nucleotides long. RefSeq lists its product as uncharacterized. The transcript is spliced from 2 exons. Lineage: Eukaryota; Fungi; Mucoromycota; Mucoromycetes; Mucorales; Rhizopodaceae. The coding region runs from base 17 to 316 and encodes 99 amino acids. The record is from RefSeq and is a predicted model, not a curated record.